This is a messenger RNA of Bemisia tabaci, 2707 nucleotides long. The record is from RefSeq and is a predicted model, not a curated record. NCBI's taxonomy places the organism in Eukaryota, Metazoa, Arthropoda, Insecta, Hemiptera, Aleyrodidae.
UUCGUUGCCUUAGAUCACAUUUCCCUUACAUUUUCGUCGCUUGUAAUGCUCCCAAAUUUAAACACUUGGCAACGGUUUUCAUGUCAUCAGAAAUGGAGUCAUUGAACUUCUUAUUAUUAUGUAAAAUGAAGAAAAUUGAUAGUUGCGUAAGAUUUAAACGGGUUCAGUAUUUUUGUACGCAGUAUGGACCGUUGACGUAUGAUGACAAAUGUAUCUCCGAAUUUCGGAGGUUAACCAGAGGUUAAAAGAGGUUUUUUUUACAGUUUAUCGAGUCUUAAUACCACACACAGUUCGUUUUGAAAUGUUGUUUGUCUUUAAAAAUUGCACUACUACUUCUUAAUACCUUUCCUCACAAAUUGCAUCACUGAUUCUGACCUUUUUUCAUGCCACUGAGGUCUCUGAGAGAAAAUAGAAUAUGACAAAAAUGGGAUUCUACAGGAAUAAGAUGAACUUUAAAGCUAUCAUAAUGCUUCUAUCAUCAUUUAUUCUAUGCAACAUUAUAAAUUAUUCUACUGGUCAAUCAUUAGUUCAAAAAAGGGUCAUGUCUGCGGAUCAUAUCAAAGCAGCUUUACUGGGUCAUCACGUCAUUCCAGACGUCAUACCAAAAGCUCCCAAGAAAUUAUUUAAGGUAUCAUUUAUUGAUGGAUUUACUCCCAAAUUAGGGAAUAUAUUGGCGCCAAUAGUUUUGAAGUUCCCUCCAUUUUUCAUACGUUGGCCGGCAGAAAAUGACACACUUUACACGAUGGUGAUGACUGAUCCAGACAUGCCGUCCCGACAUCAACCUUUCCUUCGCGAGUGGAACCACUGGCUCGUAGGUAACAUGGUCGGCCCUGACCUAUCCACCGGUGAUACGAUUGCGGAAUAUCUCCCCCCUGAACCACAGCAAGAUUCAGGUUACCAUCGAAUCACUUUUAUUGUUUUUAAACAGCCUGAACACAUUAAUUUCACCGAACCACAUCUGGAAUAUGAACGUAAUGAUACGCGGAGAACUCAUUUUUCCACCCGAAAAUUUGCCGAAAAGUACAAGUUAGGGAAUCCGGUUGCAAUCAACUUUUGUCUGACCGCCUUUAACAGGAGCUCGAUUGACGGAAUUGAUGAUCUCUGUGAAAGCCACAGUGCCUAGUAAGUAACGAAAAAAGGGUUGAUAAUAUACGCAUUUUUCCUUCUCAACAACUAAGAAACUUGUGCAGAAAGAAACCUGGCAACCUUAUUACUAGACACUUCCUGAAGCUGAAUGGAAGCCGUUGCACGAGGACCAGAAAUCUUAUCCAAUGGUUGGCAUUAACGCGUUUAAUUUAGACCACUGCGGGAGAUAGAGAAAAGAAACGAAACAGUAAAUUGUACAUUUUGAAAUUUAAACUUUAGUGUCCUGGCGCAAACUCAAACUUUGACCUCUGUCCUGUAUACAGAGUUGUUCUUUUCCUAAUGAAUUAUUUACAUUGUAUUUAUUGGAAAAAUUAAGGAAUUAUUGUCAUGUAAAUAUCAAGAAUUUUCGCCGAAUAUGUAUCAUUCAACACUUCAUUUAAAAUAAUCUCAUCAAAAAAUUCAGUUUGCAUUACUAUCCUUGUUUAUAGAAAAAUCUUAGAGCUACAAGUUUGUAAACCAAUAGGCAGGUCAAAAAAUGAACUAUUAGACGACCUACCAUUUUUUGAGCUCAGUAUCAUCCUUUCAAAAUAAUAUCAUCAAAUUAUUUCUCUCUUUAAACGGGUUAAUCUCCAAAUUCAAUCAAUUUCUUGCCCUAUACUAAUUACUUUGUCUUUUUCUCCUUUCUUUUUUGCCUUGUUAUUGCUCUCCUCUCACGUCCCUCCCCUCUGCUCUCAGUCACUCUUCACAUUUCUCCUCUCUGGUUAUUGUAUUUUUCAGGGUGUUACAAUGGUUAAUACAUUGUUAAGCACAUUCGUUCAAAUAUACACACACUCUCCAAAGCAGGCAGAAAUAUCCUUCAUCUUAAAAUUCGUAUUCAAUCUCAAUGCGUAACUGGAGACAACUGAUAGUUUGCGCCUUUUAAAAGCACGUAAACGUGUUUGACGUAAACUCUAUAACAUUUUAAGUGCACGUGUCGAACUUUAUGGAAUCUGACCUUUUGUACGCUUCCAAUAUGAGAGGUGCUUAUUUUGGGGAUAAUGAUACAUUUUGGACGAAACUCUGUGAAUUAUCAUACAAAUUUUGAUCAAAUGCGGUGACACUUCCUUUCAGUGUUUAUAGUAUAUAUCAGUCUAUAUUUGUGGUCUUUAUAUUAUUCAAUGUAAUUGCUUUAUGUUUAUGUGCAUAAAGUAGUUAGUGAGGCAUAUUUUACCAUCAAUACUCUUACCUUUUAUUGUUACUUGGAGAUUAAUCCUUCCUAAACGCUGUAGUUUUCACUGAGAUCAUCAAAUCCAUCAAUUGAGCUCCUGUUAAAGGCGGCCAGACAAAAGUUGAUUGCAAUCGGAUUCCCUAACUUGUACUUUUCAGCAAGUUUUCCGUGUGUAAUGAGCCGUUUUUGUAUCAUUACGUCAAAGUAAUAUUCGAACAUACACGCUAAACUUUCGGGAGAGACAUCAAAAAAGGAACUAAAUAUGUCAAUCAUAUUUACGAUAAAUACACAAACUUAAUGAAAUAUGACUACUUUAUGAAAUAUCCACCUUUUCAAUAAAACAGCUGAUUAUCUUAGGGAUGAUAAAUGUUUAACGAGACUCUUUGAAUCAAAAUAAAAAAAUCAUCAAAUGUA